AAAGAGGUCGGCAGUAGCAGUGGGUCACUUCCGGCAGAGUGUGGCGGAAGAGGAGCUUUCCGGAUGGAGGUGGAAUAGCAGCCAGCGCUGGGAGUAGAGGCCGCCAGGCUGUGAUGUGUUGACACGGAUCCCCCAUCGUGUUUCGGCAUGCAGUGUGGGGAUGCCUCGCUGGACGGUGCACCUAGAGGGGGGUCCAAGACGGGUGAAUCAUGCUGCAGUAGCUGUGGGGCAUCGAGUGUUCUCUUUCGGUGGUUAUUGCUCAGGAGAAGACUACGAGACAUUGAGGAAAAUCGAUGUGCAUGUGUUCAAUGCUGUGUCGCUCCGUUGGCGAAAGCUCCAUCCAGCGAGCUGUUCUCUCUCCAUGGUUCCCUAUAUGAGGUAUGGACACACAGCGGUACUCAUCGAUGAUGUCAUCUACAUCUGGGGUGGACGUAACGAUACUGAUGGGGCCUGUAACAAGCUGUACACCUUCCACACAGGUACUGAGCAGUGGGCAACUCCUCUUGUGAGUGGUCAGAUUCCGGGUGCUCGGGACGGUCACUCGGCCUGUGUUUUGGAGAGGACCAUGUACAUAUUUGGUGGUUACGAGCAGCAGGUUAGACCAGUGCACUAUGUUUUAUUUUGUGCUAUGAAACGUCUUUAUAUUCACCAUAAGCCCAUCAUUUACAGUUUUGACAUAUUGACCAGCAACCCUAAUAAGUGCACAGUGUCCACUCACAUGGCUCGCGAGCUUCAGGCAAAGUGCCUCACUGCGCUCGGCACAGAAUUGGGGCGUUGGCAGCGUGUUGAUGUCCAAGGAAAAGGACCCUGUGCCCGUCGCAGGCAGUGUUGCUGCAUUGUGGGUGACAAAAUCUUGCUUUUUGGAGGCACCAGCCCUUCUCAGGACCAGGAUCUCCAAGAUGAAUUUUAUCUAAUGGAUCAUUCAGACCUGUAUAUCCUGGACUUCAGUCCUAGUUUAAAGACUCUGUGCAAAUUGGCCGUUUUACAUUAUCAUCUGGACCAGUCUUGUCUGCCCCAUGACAUCAGGUGGGAGCUCUCCGCAAUGACCACAAAUAGCAACAUAAGCCGUCCCCUGCUGUCAUCACACGGAUAGGAGAACAAGGUGUGACGCUAUGCAGUGGUUACCACACCCAGUGUUACUGUGCACUCACAGGCCGUCACAAGACUGUAUCCCAGCCCCUCCCGAUUUUCUAUGUUUAACACGGAUCUAACACACACGCGCGCUCCCGCACCAGCUGCCUUUUUACGUCUGCACUUUUUAUUUACCCCCUUUAUGCGUCUCUAGAGACUUGUUUUAUAAUUGUUCUUCUCCUUAUCACAUGGGGGCUAAAGUUAUAUAAUUUCAAUAAAAAAUUCCCUUGGAAUGUG
Molecule: messenger RNA, 1368 nt
Organism: Pseudophryne corroboree (corroboree frog)
Lineage: Eukaryota; Metazoa; Chordata; Amphibia; Anura; Myobatrachidae
Gene: KLHDC3
Product: kelch domain containing 3
Exons: 9
Coding region: 161-1093 (310 amino acids)
Cellular component (GO): cytoplasm
Molecular function (GO): chromatin binding; protein binding
Source: RefSeq, a predicted model, not a curated record